Messenger RNA from Phragmites australis (common reed), 1341 nucleotides. Its product is annotated as probable xyloglucan endotransglucosylase/hydrolase protein 12. Gene Ontology annotation, cellular component: cell wall; apoplast. Bases 115 to 999 code for a protein of 294 amino acids. The transcript is spliced from 4 exons. Gene Ontology annotation, biological process: xyloglucan metabolic process; cell wall biogenesis. The record is from RefSeq and is a predicted model, not a curated record. Gene Ontology annotation, molecular function: hydrolase activity, hydrolyzing O-glycosyl compounds; xyloglucan:xyloglucosyl transferase activity. NCBI's taxonomy places the organism in Eukaryota, Viridiplantae, Streptophyta, Magnoliopsida, Poales, Poaceae.
CAUCUUUGGUUCCUCUCUUCAUCAAAUGAAAAGUCAUACAUCGAUUUGCUUGGCUAGUUGGGUUCACGAACUCAAGUCUCUUGAGCUACGUAAGCUUCACUUUGAAUCGAGUUGAUGAUGGGAAAGCAACGGAAGGCAUUGCAGGGAGCCCUGCUCGCGCUGGUCUUUGCAUCCUUGCUUGCUGGCCUCGCGUCCGGCGGCAACUUCUACGAGGAGUGCGACGCGACGUGGGAGCCGCAGAACUGCUGGACCUACGACGAUGGCAAUAGACUCUCCCUCGCUCUCGUCAGCAACUCCUCAGGCUCGAUGAUCCGAUCCAAGAAACAGUUCGUCUACGGGACCGUUUCGACCAUGAUCCAGCUUGUCCCCGGCGACUCCGCCGGCACCGUCACAACGUACUACACGUCGUCGCUGGGAGACAACCACGACGAGAUCGACUUCGAGUUCCUGGGCAACGAGACCGGCCAGCCCUACACCAUCCACACCAACGUCUACGCCGCCGGCGUCGGCAACAAGGAGAUGCAGUUCAAGCCCUGGUUCGACCCCACCGCCGACUACCACAACUACACCAUCUCCUGGACCCCCUGCAUGAUCGUGUGGUACAUCGACGGCACGCCCAUCCGGGUGUUCCGCAACUACCAGGCGAGCCACGGCGUGGCGUUCCCGACGAGCCAGCCGAUGUACACCUACUCGAGCAUCUGGGCGGCGGAGGACUGGGCCACGCAGGGCGGUCGCGUCAAGGCCGACUGGUCCAAGGCGCCGUUCGUCGCCAACUACCAUGGCAUCGACCUCGACGUCUGCGAGUGCUACGGCGGGGGCUGCGUCGCGAGCUGCGCUGCGGCGUUCGGCGACUGGGGCCGCUACUGCCGCCUAAGCGACGCGGAGGUGGGGCACAUGCAGUGGGUGCAGGACAAGUACAGGAUCUACGACUACUGCGUCGACUACAAGCAGUGGAUCAACGGCCAGAUGCCGGUCGAAUGCGGCCUGCCGCAGUACUGAAAAGAUUAAUCGGAGAAACACAAUUAAUCAAGGGGAAAAUGCAAAGAUAUGCCAGCAAAUUAAAGGUAUACGUUUUUAUCAAGAUAUAUCAAGCUGUGACACUGACGAGUGGGUUCUAUCCCCACACGCCACUGACACACUUGGCGGUAUUUUGGCGAACCAUAUCUUUGCCAAUGGUGUGAGAGCAAAUAAAUCUCCCCUGGAUUAAUUCCGUGUUUAAUGUGAUGGAGACCGCAUCUUAUUGAUGCACUUUGCCAAUGGCCUUGUGGGUUUUUGCUUUUGCUCUUGUAUGGCUAUAUAUAUAUGAAUUUUGGGAAUAAAGAGUUUUUCAUUUGUUCAUCA